Messenger RNA from Fusarium sp. VM40, 1401 nucleotides. NCBI's taxonomy places the organism in Eukaryota, Fungi, Ascomycota, Sordariomycetes, Hypocreales, Nectriaceae. The record is from the annotation of a GenBank genome assembly.
AUGACUUACUCACCCAUCACCGGAACUGGCUCCAUAGUCUGCAUUGUCCUCCUCGCUAUUGUUCUCCUUUUGCGUCUCAUCCGGUUUACUAUCAACCAGGUUGGUAGCCGUAAAUACCACGCUGUUGUCCUCCGCCAGAGACCCGCAGUAUUGUAUAGCAACUGCUCGGUCAUUCUCCCAAUCACUCACCCAGAGGACCGCGAUCUGAGGAAAUGCAUCCACAAGAUUCUCAGAAACCGUCCCGCACACCUCUACAUCGUCACCAUUGGUACGGAGGCUCAGAGAAAGGUGAACGCCAAGCUGGAACGCUUUCGAGCGGAGUCUGCUUUCGCCACUCAGAUUAGUGUUGGUGCUGUGAAUAAGGCUAACAAACGCCGCAUGAUAUCCCAUGCCCUAAGCACCAUCGAUACUCCAGUGACGGUGGUAACAGAUCAGGGCGUCCUCUGGCCCAAGGGCUUCCUACACUCCGCCCUGGCUCCUUUCGACGAUCCCGCCGUGUCAGCCGUUGCUGUGCCCAAGAUUGUGCGCAGACCUGUCAACUUCUUUUACGCACUCUGGGCGUGUCUCGUGUCAUGCUACCACGGACUCUUGGCUGAUGAGAACCAGGCCAUCAACGCAUUGGAUUCCUCUGUUCUUUUUGGCGGCUCGACUGUCCUGUUCCGCACUUACCACGGUGCAGACCCUAAGUUCAGAGCCGAAUUUGAGAACAAGGCAAGUUCAUAUUCCCAAGUAGGUGUCCUACACGGAGAUGAAACUUGCUUCUUCAACUGUUACUUUCUACAAGAAGGCGGCACUGUUGUGUUCCAAGAUGUACCUGACACCACCGUCCGAGUGAAUUUGCCAACUCUCUGCGGAUUCAUUCGCGGGUACAUACGAACAACACACAGCACAUGGCGUCUCAGUGGUUCCAUGCUUCAUCAUAAGUCAGGGAAGAAGUUCCCCUGGGCCUGCUACAACACAUGGCUCUACAGCAUCUUCUCCUACGCUCUGAUCAACGACGUUCUCGUCAUUGCACUUGCAUACUACAACAACAGUCUCAAUCAAGCGACGUAUUUCUGGAUCGACGUCGGCGUCGUAGUGUUAUUUUUCCAGACGGCCAUGGCCCUGGAUGUGGCUCUCCGUGUACGUCACAGAGGCGGUAAGUACGGCUUCUUCACAAUCUUCUUGUGCGUUCUACUAAGCUUCCCAGCGCAGUAUGUUCUGGACUUUCUCAAGAUUAUAGCUGGUCUGACAUGCUGGAUGUCAGAAACACACGUUCGCAUCUCGACAGACGCGGAGCAAGUUGUAAGUGAGAAUGAGGAACCAGCCUGGAUCUGGGGGUCCACACAGAUGAUGGGAUCGCCGCGUGAAUCGGAGUUUGAACCUGCGACGCCCGCUUACACCAGGUUCAGCGUCGACUAG